GUGCCUGAUUUCAUAGAAAUCUGUUCAGCCGUUUUUGUGUGAAGGAAGAAUAAUAUCAGGGUGGAUCUACUUUUUCUAGUCACGCCUUUCCAUGGUCUCCUGGGUAUCUCAUUAAAUUGGCAUUUAAUCAAGAUGCACUUUUUAUAUCGAACCGCAAUGAAUAUAAUUUUUUUGGUAUUGCCAAUACCAAACAUACAUUUUUGUGGUAGUUAACAACCAUACAUUUUAGUGUAAAGGGCUUAUUACAAAAUAGGUCAUCUACCAAGCACGAUAACAUAUCGCGGUACAACAGUUCUUCUAAAGAAACUGUUUUAAUAGUGUCGCCUGGCUGACGGGACAGAAUAACAAAAAGAAAUAAUUGAUUCACCCAUCAAAAUAUCAAAAUUUACAGACUUUUUCAAAUUAUCAAAUUCCGAUCAGUCCGUUGAUGCGUCCCGUUCAAACGCCACUAAAAUUUCAUUUCAUACCUGUUGUAUGUGUAUUCCAAGAAAUGUAUUUUUUCUUAAUAGCCAUUUUUUAUUGCAAAACUUAUAUUUAUAUUUCAGGGUAUCUAUUAGGCUGCUUUGUCUCUAUUGGACUCUUACAAAUGCGAGCUCAGAAGAAAACCUAAAGGAGGUAGAAUUUAGAGCCAAAAGGCAAAUCAACGCGUUGCCUUUGGUCUACCCGUAUGGAGCAACUUAUAAGCUCAUCACCGGCUUCACAGCACCAAUAAAGAACGACGACAAGGUCCCGCUGAUCUUCCUCUUCAACUUCCAGUAUCAAUACGUCCAGUUCACGAACAUCACGCAGCUGUCGCAGUACUACGUCAUCAACACGGUGUCCAGGGAGCAGAGAGACGCCGAUGUGGCGGGCAGGAAGGAUGAGAGACUUGUGUUUUAUAGAUCUGUUGCUGAGAUGAUGGACUCGAGAGGUCUGAACGGCCGAGAAUGCGUGCUGCGUGCGAUUUGCGAAGCGGCGCAGUUCCCCGUAGAAGAAGAGGGCUUUGUCGGGGAGAUCAUACAUGUAUUACUAACACCAGACUACGGAAAAUCUCCUUUCGGAGAGCUGGAUGAGGACCUGAAGGAGGCCAUGGCGCCGUACGUGGACGCUGCAGUGGCCGGACGGCAGAUGUUCAGUUGUUCCUAUAUCUAUGGCGGCUGUCCUGAGGGUCAGGGGAUCUUGGAGUUUAUCUCACAGUUAAGGGACGAGUAGAUUCAUAGAGUUGAACUUGAAUGAAGGUUUUUCUUGGAGCCGGGAGUCUAACAGGAGUACGGAUCGAGGAUCAUGUGAGAGAAGAAAUUGAAUAAACAACCGGACCAAAUAUUAUCACGCCGAUGACAAUAGGAGCUGUCAUCAAAUUUAAAAUGUUAUGGUUUUUGAUUUUAAUAUUUAUGAUACGACCGCUUGCGCUCGAGAUGAACUGCGACUCGCCUCAAGUUUGUAUUGUAAGAAAAAAAUAUGUAAGUAAUAAUAUUUUGCAC
Molecule: messenger RNA, 1460 nt
Organism: Cydia pomonella (codling moth)
Lineage: Eukaryota; Metazoa; Arthropoda; Insecta; Lepidoptera; Tortricidae
Exons: 4
Coding region: 475-1191 (238 amino acids)
Source: RefSeq, a predicted model, not a curated record